This is a messenger RNA of Meyerozyma guilliermondii ATCC 6260, 1587 nucleotides long. Its product is annotated as Zn(II)2Cys6 transcription factor. NCBI's taxonomy places the organism in Eukaryota, Fungi, Ascomycota, Pichiomycetes, Serinales, Debaryomycetaceae. Gene Ontology annotation, biological process: positive regulation of transcription by RNA polymerase II. The coding region runs from base 1 to 1587 and encodes 528 amino acids. Gene Ontology annotation, molecular function: DNA-binding transcription factor activity, RNA polymerase II-specific; transcription cis-regulatory region binding; zinc ion binding. The transcript has a single exon. The record is from RefSeq and is a predicted model, not a curated record. Gene Ontology annotation, cellular component: nucleus.
AUGCCAGUACCAAAAACAGGUGCAACCAAACCGAGGCAAAAACCCAGAGACAACCGUAAAACCCGGGUCAUUGUCCGUAAUAGAACUGGGUGUCUGGCAUGCAAGAGAAGACGUAAAAAAUGCGAUGAACAAAAACCAAUUUGCGGCGCUUGCAUCAAGUUGAAGCUUCCAUGCAGCUUUGACAUUAUGUUACAUUGGCACCCUUCUAAUCAACAAUGCCAACCUGUUCCAGUAAAGUUGAGUGUUCCUGGUGCCCCGGGCUACCUUUUAAAUUGCAAUUAUGAUGACAUGAAUUUAUACCAUGUUUUGACCAAUCGUGAAAUGGUGAGUGAUGAAGAAAGAGUAGCCCGACUAAAGGGUAUAAGGCAAAUUGAGUCUGUUUUGGAUGCUCCUUCACCUAUUCCAGAGGAUCAGGAAGACGAUGGAGUUGAAAGUGAAUUGUUCACAUACUACGUAGGUGUUGUUUCUCGACGGAAAGCAUUUGGAGAUUCCCAUUUUAACGAGUUCAAAUUUUUGGUGGUUCCUAAUAGUAUAGUGUCUCCUGCGCUAUACCAGUCUGUCAUAGCACUAGCUGCCCAUGAUAUGAAGUCAAGAAAACCCGAUAAAGCUGCGUAUUACUUGCGACUUCGUGGAAAAUAUAAGCACGAAGCAAUCAAUUUGUUAUACAAAAUUUUGGACGACGAACCUGAUUUCAUAUCGAGCCAAUCGUCCAGUGGACUCGACGAGGUGGUGAUCACCAUUCUUAUGCUUUGCUCCUUGGAAAUCAGCGACCAGGGAAACAAAAAUUGGAUCAGCCAUCUCCGAGAAGGUGGACUCAUUUUUGGAUCGCUACUGAGUGAAAAAGUCAUGCUGUCCGAACUUUUAUUAUUUGCAUACCGUUACUUUAGUUUGCGGUACAUUCUUCUAUUAACCACUCUCAACAGAAGGGAAUUGGACCUCUUUAUGGAAAGCUCUCCCUGGCCGUUAUACGAGCUGUAUUACCAAAGUGACUCUGUCGACUACAUUCUUGGUUGCUCACCAAAGUUGCUUUUCCUUGUCUACGAAACAAUUCUUCUCCGUCACGAUUUACCCUCGAGUCUGAAGAGUGAAGUAGCGACAAGAUACAGCAAUCUUUUGACGAAAUUAACGACACUCAAACAAACCCUCGAUACAGACGACAAGGAUUUCGAACAAUUAUAUCUCUGCUCCCAAGCAUAUUUCACAGCUACAAAACUAUUUUUCAGCGAGAGCUUUGACCGUAUAGUAUCGACCUACUAUCCCAUGUUCAAACUCCCUACGAUUCCUGAAACACAUAAUCUUCAACUCGAACUUUUGGCAAUUUUGGAAAAUUUGACCGCAAGAGCCCAUACACUCACUUUAUUUCCAACAUGGUGCUUGUUCAUCUCGGCCAUGUUUCUACCUCAAGAAAAACACAGGCUUCUGAUUCUCAAUAUAUUUAAGGAUUUGGAAAUACGCUGGCCGUUGGGUUCACCUACCACCAUUAAAACUGCCAUAGAACUCAUAUGGAAAAUGAACGAUUUGAGCCAGGUGAAAAACGACUGGACGGAGAUACUAAGCGUGUGCAACUACAUGCUUGCGUUGACAUAG